AUGGGUAACGUCCUCUCCGUCUUCUCUCCGCAAGACAGCGACAGCGGGUUCACCAAGGUGGAGAAGGCCCAGUUCGAGAAGAAGCUCGCCGACCGCGAAGAGACCAUCGCUGUCCUCGAGGAAGAUCUCACUAAGAAGGAGAAGGAGGUCACCACCGUUUCCAAAGAUGUCGAAACUCUGCGCCAAAAGGUCGCCGAGCUAGAUGCCCAAUUGCUCUCGUCCAAGACCGAAAACGAGGCACAUAUCACAAAGCUCCAGUCUGAGCUCAAGCAGAGCAGUGACAAGGCUGCACAACAAGUGAGCGCUGUUGAGGAGGUCUCUACUGCUCGUGCACAGGAGUUGGACGCUGCCAAGACGGGGCUCACCAUCCUGGAAGAGAAGCUCAAGACCGUCGACCAGGAGAAGCAGACUCUCCAAGACGAACUUGCAGCGGCCAAGAAGGAGCUUUCCGAGAUCAAGGAGCAGCACGCUGCUGCCGAGGCCGCCCUCAAGGAGGAGCUCGAGUCUACCAAGAAGCAAUUGGCCGAAGCCCAGGAGCAGCAGUCGUCCUCUGAGGCAUCUCUCAAGGAGGAGCUAUCUGCUUUGAAGACCAAGUUUUCUGAUGCCGAUAGCAAGCACGCCGAGCUGACACAGUCCAAGAGCGAACUCGAAAGCACCAUCAACAAGCUCCAAGAGACCAUCAGCAAACUCGAGACCUCGAACGGUGAACUCAAGUCCUCGAAUGCAUCGCUAGAGAGCUCCAUCAAUGAGCUCAAGGAGUCCAGCGGCAAGGUGGACUCCGAGUGGAAGGAGAAGCACAGCGCUCUGGAAACGACACAUGCCAGCCUGUCAAAGGAGGUCGAGGCUGCCAAGAAGGAACUUGCAGAGUCCACGGAGAAGUACAGCACACUGGAGUCCUCCUCUGCCUCGGAGUUGGAGUCGUUGAAGAAGGAGUUGUCGGACCUGAAGGAGAAGUACGCUGCUCUCGAGAAGGACAACGAGUCUACCAAGAGCGACUCCGGUGCUGAGCUCACUUCUGCAAAGAAGGAGUUGGCCGAUGCACAACAGAAACUCGCCGAUCUCCAGAAGGAGCACGAAAAGGUCACUGGUGACUCGUCGGCCCAAGUCGAGGCCGCCAAGAAGGAGGCCGCGGAGUGGCAAGAAAAGCACAGCACCCUGCAGUCAACCCAUGACAGCCUUGCCAAAGAAGUUGAGGCUGUCAAGCAGGACUUGGCUGCAUCCGAGGAGUCUCAGAAGAAGUUGAAGGACAACCACGCCGCAGACUUGGAGAAGGCCAGCUCAGGCUCAUCCGAUCUCGAGUCCAAGCUCAAGGCAGCUGCUGACGAACGCGAUGCCUUGAAGAAGUCACACGAGGAACAGUCCGCCCAGUUGUCGGACCUCCAGAAGCAGAUCGACGAGGCCCAGGCAAAGGCAUCCAAGGCUGACGCAGACCUGAAGGAUGCUCAAUCUGAUAAGGAUGUACUCCAAAGCAAGAUCGCCGAGUCACAGUCCGCUGCUGACAAGGCCACCCAGGAGCACUCUGAACUCAAGACUAAGUUCGAUGAGCUCCAGAGCAGUCUCGCUACAGCAGAGAAUGAAAAGAAGGUGGCUACCGAGACGAGCAGCGAGCUGGAAAGCAAGGUCAAAUCUCUGGAGGAGAAGUUCACCAACACUGUCGCCGACGCUGUCAAGACCAAGAAGGAGCAGUCUGACCUAAGCGCAAAGCUCGAGAAGGCCGAGGCCGACGCUGCCACCGCCGAGAGCAGCAAGAAGGAAGUCGCCGACAAGAGCAAUGCUUUGGAGAGCCAAGUUAAGUCUCUCGAGGAGAAGCUGGCUGCUUCUGAGUCGGAAGCCAAGAAAGUCAAGGAUGAGCAAUCCGAGAUUUCUAGCAAGCUUGCCGAGGCAGAGAAGAGCAUUGCCUCUGCUGAGAGUGACAAGAAGGUCGCCGCCGAGAAGGCCAGCGAGCUUGAACAAAAACUAGCUGCUUCCGAGUCAGAAGCCAAGAAGGCCAAGGAUGAGCAAUCUGAGAUUUCCAGCAAGCUUGCCGAGGCAGAGAAGAGCAUUGCCUCUGCUGAGAGCGAGAAGAACGCCGCCGCCGAGAAAGCCAGCGAGCUUGAACAGAAGCUGGCUGCUUCUGAGUCGGAAGCCAAGAAGGCCAAGGAUGAGCAAUCUGAGAUUUCUAGCAAGCUUGCCGAGGCAGAGAAGAGCAUUGCCUCUGCUGAGAGUGACAAGAAGGUCGCCGUCGAGAAGGCCAGUGAGCUUGAACAGAAGCUGGCUGCUUCUGAGUCGGAAGCCAAGAAGGCUAAGGAUGAGCAAUCUGAGAUUUCCAGCAAGCUUGCCGAGGCAGAGAAGAGUGUUGCCUCUGCCGAAAGCGAGAAGAACGCCGCCGCUGAGAAGACUAUUGAACUCGAGAAGAAGCUGGCUGCGCUCGAGUCGGGUGUCGAGAAGGCCGAGAAGGAGAAGUCUGAUAUCAGCGCCAAUUUUGAGAAGGUUGAGAAGAGCCUCGCCGCCGCUGAGGAGGACAAGAAGGCUGCUGCCGAAAAGGCCAGCAGUUUGGAGGAGAAGCUCAAGAAACUCGAGGCUGAGUUAGAGGAGGUGAAGGAGAAGACCGCUGCUGCCGCUGAGACGGCCACAGAGGCACCGAAGGAGGCUGAGGCAUAA
Molecule: messenger RNA, 2640 nt
Organism: Truncatella angustata
Lineage: Eukaryota; Fungi; Ascomycota; Sordariomycetes; Amphisphaeriales; Sporocadaceae
Exons: 2
Coding region: 1-2640 (879 amino acids)
Source: RefSeq, a predicted model, not a curated record